Molecule: messenger RNA, 339 nt
Organism: Iphiclides podalirius (scarce swallowtail)
Lineage: Eukaryota; Metazoa; Arthropoda; Insecta; Lepidoptera; Papilionidae
Source: the annotation of a GenBank genome assembly
AUGGUCUUUAUUGCUAAGGCGAUAAGAACUGACAACCUGGGCACUACAGGCCGGCAGCCCCUAGAGGAAGCAUACAAUUGUGACACAAGCGGACGGCCACCGUGCUGCGGCCACGGCCCGCCCUCAGCGCUCGUCCCCACGUUCCAGUGGUCCAACGGGGUUGCCGUUAGGGUCUGUGCCGGAUGCGUUGGGCGCUCACCGCAGGCGCCCGUGCGUAGCGAACCAAACGCAACCGCUAUCAUCGAGAGGAGGCGACGUAAAGCGUUUCCGUUGGGCGUUCGCCGGCGCUUGGUUCGGGCGACGUUGCACGCGGAAAUGUCAGAUGCGGAGGCGAGCUCU